Molecule: messenger RNA, 2488 nt
Organism: Bradysia coprophila
Lineage: Eukaryota; Metazoa; Arthropoda; Insecta; Diptera; Sciaridae
Gene: rho-4
Product: rhomboid-4
Cellular component (GO): membrane
Molecular function (GO): serine-type endopeptidase activity; calcium ion binding
Source: RefSeq, a predicted model, not a curated record
ACUCGACAUAUUUCUGAAUUUCAGUAUCGGUAAAUCAUUGAAUGAGUCGGUUGUAAGUCCGGUUUUUGGUUGACAAUAGCUACGCGUGACCGUAAACAUUUCCAUUUUGAAUAAUAUUUAUUAUCGAUAACCAUCAAUAAGUGGUCCUACCUUUGUGCCACCCUUUUUGACACUCAAUCAACAAAAAUUUUGCGGCCGUAGUGAAAUGUAAAGCUCUUUUUGUUUGCAUGCAAGAUUUGUGUACACAAAAGAAAAUUACAUUUUUGAUGGAAACGGUGAUUCAUAGUUUCGGGAACACCUCGGUUAUGGCGAAAUUUCAUAAUUGAGAAAAAAAAAAUAUUUUCGAAUUAUUUCCAACAUAAAAACUUGAUAUGUUUAUUGAGUACACACGUUUCCAUAAAUGAAAAUUUUAAUUGCACAAAACCAUUGGGAAAACAUAUAUGAAUCUAGUGUUGCGUGUACGUACAGUAGCACAACAUUACGACAGUGUGUGAUCACAUAAUCGAAAAUAUCACCGCACCAGCAGUUAAUAUAACGACGAAAUAGAAAAAAUACUGAAACGAAAAGUAAACACGAAGGAAUAUUAUGGCACAACAAGUACAGUUGCCCAGUCAACUGAAUGUUGAGGCGGGUAAUCAGAAUGGAAAUAGACAGCAACAUGAAACGAUCCCGUUGCAUCGAAUGGGCUCGUCCAUCUCACAACAGGAACGAGCUGAAGCAGCAGAACGACGACGAAUGAGACAAAUAUUCAGCAUGUUUGACAGAGAUGGUGAUGGCUAUCUGGGCAUUUGUGAAAUGAAACAGUUGAUUCGGCGACACCAGUGCGAUGCCAUACCGAAAGGGGUAGCCAGACAGAUACUCGAAGUGGCCGACGAUGAUGGCGACGGGCGAUUGGAUUUCGAAGAGUUUUACGCCAUGUCACAGGAACACAAUUGGCUGUUCAAGGGAUUCGUUGUGAAAUAUUGUCGAAUGAUUGUGCCAUCGCCGCAUCGGGAAGAGGUUGACGAAACAGACAGCCUGAGAUCUCGAGGAUUAACGUCUCGAGCAUUUGCAAGAGGAGUAAGCGUUGUAUCUUCUGAUUAUGUAGAUGGACAGUACGAGAGAAGUAUGAAAUUUUGUCCACCACCGCUGACGAUGAUAAUAUUUUCGAUUGUGGAAAUCAUCAUGUUCUUGGUCGAUAUCAUCAUUUUGCAAGACGACGAAAGCAAUCAAAAAGAAAUCGGCGAAUCGACGAGCGGCCCAGCUGCAUCAUUGUUCAUUUACCAUCCGUACCGCAGAUAUGAAGCCUGGCGAUUCGCUUCGUACAUGUUUGUCCACGUUGGCAUCAUGCACAUUAUGAUGAAUUUGAUCAUUCAAAUAUUCUUGGGUGUGGCGUUGGAAUUGGUGCAUUGUUGGUGGCGUGUCGCAUUGGUGUAUACGGCCGGAGUUGUAGCCGGUAGUAUGGGCACAUCGAUCAUAAAUCCGCGGAUAUUCUUAGCUGGCGCUUCUGGUGGAGUUUACGCACUGAUUACUGCUCACAUCGCGACGAUCAUAAUGAAUUGGUCCGAAAUGGAGUACGCUCUGGUGCAAUUAUUCGUCUUUCUCAUAUUCUGUGUCACGGACGUUGGUUUCUCCAUUUAUCGCCAUUUGACCGAUGUACACGAUCAAGUCGGCUAUAUGGCGCAUUUGUCGGGAGCUGUGGCUGGAUUGCUGGUCGGCAUUGGAGUGUUACGAAACUUAAAAGUACGGCCAUGGGAGCGAAAACUCUGGUGGUGUGCCGUAACGUUGUACUUUCUACUGAUGGGUGCCGGUGUUCUUAUUCACAUUUUCUACACUGAUCACUUUCCCCGUUCUCAACCAUAUCAGAAGCAAUAUUUUUAAGUAAAGUUAAGAGACAAAACGGUGCAUUUAUAGUAAGAGGGAGGGAGAUAGAGAGAUUGGAAUGUAGAAGACGAGGAGGGUAUUGACGACAGUUUUUUAUACAAAGAAAAGGUUUAUCGACACAGUAAUUGACUUAAUUGAAUGAAUUGACUAUGAUUUAUCGAAAAAAAAAAUUGAUUUUGUAGAAGGAUAUUUCGACAGUUUAGACGACUUUUCACAUCAUUUUCCAAUCGAAUCGUUGAAACAGACCGAACUUACACAACUUUUGAAACGAGAUUGACCUGGCCUGUAAUAAUAUUUCAGUAAGAAUGGGCUAUGGAAGGCAUAAUCGACGAAAUGUAUGAUAAAAAUCUUGAAGUAAUAGAUUAUAUAUAUCAUAGGCUCUAAACGAAUGAAGUAAUAGAUUAAAAUGAUUUCGUUAAGAUACGCCUGCGGCCUGCCGUUUCUUAGUGGUUGUUUGUCUCGACAUAAAAAUCAGUGAAAAGUCGACAAUAAAACAUUUUCUUACUAAAAGUGAGCUACGACGUGAGAAAAAAAAAUUCUAAAAGACGAUGAGUAUUCUAACCUUCGUGUAAAUUUCUAAAACUUGUAAAGGCUGUCCAAUGAUGUAGUUAGUAAUAAUAAGGAA